This is a messenger RNA of Oryza sativa Japonica Group (Japanese rice), 1012 nucleotides long. Its product is annotated as beta-1,3-galactosyltransferase pvg3. The record is from RefSeq and is a predicted model, not a curated record. Lineage: Eukaryota; Viridiplantae; Streptophyta; Magnoliopsida; Poales; Poaceae. Gene Ontology annotation, cellular component: Golgi membrane. Gene Ontology annotation, molecular function: hexosyltransferase activity.
AGCCUAGCUAAGCAUCUCACCAGCUAAUUAGCCGUUCUUCUCCCCUGAUUCGGGUAAUUGGCUUGAUAAUAUGAUGGCCAUGAAGAGGCUUUCUUUCUCCUUGUUCCUCCUCCCGUUCUUGCUCCUCGCGUUCGUCUACUCCCUCUUCUUCCCCGGCUACUUCAGUAUCCUGCCAUCUCUCGCCGCCAGGUGCAGCAACAGCGUGGCGGCGACGCCGGCGAACGCGACGGGGCCGGCGGUGGAUCUGCGCGUGCUCCUCGGCGUGGUCACCCGGGCCGAGAUGUACGAGCGGCGCGCGCUGCUCCGCCUGGCGUACGCGCUCCAGCCGGCGCCCGCGCGCGCCGUCGUCGACGUCCGGUUCUUCGUGUGCAGCCUCGCCAGGGAGGAGGACGCCGUGCUGGUGUCGCUCGAGAUCAUCGCCCACGGCGACGUCGUGGUGCUCAACUGCACGGAGAACAUGGACGACGGCAAGACGCACUCCUACUUCUCGUCCCUCCCGGCGCUGUUCGCCGACGCGCCGUACGACUACGUCGGCAAGAUCGACGACGACUCGUACUACCGCCUGGCGUCGCUCGCCGACACGCUCCGCGACAAGCCGCGGCGCGACCUGUACCACGGGUUCCCGGCGCCGUGCCACGCCGACCCGAGGUCGCAGUUCAUGUCGGGCAUGGGGUACAUCGUGUCGUGGGACGUGGCGGCGUGGGUGGCGGCGACGGAGGCGCUGCGGGGCGACGUGAAGGGGCCCGAGGACGAGGUGUUCGGCCGGUGGCUGCGCCGCGGCGGCAAGGGGAGUAACAGGUACGGCGAGGAGACGCGGAUGUACGACUACCUCGACGGCGGGAUGCGGGAGGGGGUGAACUGCUUCCGCCACGCGCUCGUGGCGGACACCGUCGUCGUGCACAAGCUCAAGGACCGCCUCAAGUGGGCGCGCACGCUCAAAUUCUUCAACGCCACACAGGGGCUUAAGCCUUCCAAGCUGUACCAUGUAGACCUGUGAAAAUUAAGGGGAAAA